AUGGGAAAAGUUCACGGUUCAUUAGCAAGAGCAGGAAAAGUUAAAAAUCAAACACCUAAAGUUCCUAAACAAGAUAAAAGAAAACCUUUAACUGGUAGGGCAAAAAAAAGACAAUUAUAUAAUAGAAGAUUCUCAGAUAGUAUAGGAAGAAAAAAAGGGCCUAAUUCACAAUUAUAA
Plasmodium gallinaceum is the source of this 177-nucleotide messenger RNA. RefSeq names its product 40S ribosomal protein S30, putative. Gene Ontology annotation, biological process: translation. The transcript has 2 exons. Gene Ontology annotation, cellular component: cytosolic small ribosomal subunit; ribosome. Bases 1 to 177 code for a protein of 58 amino acids. Gene Ontology annotation, molecular function: structural constituent of ribosome. The record is from RefSeq and is a predicted model, not a curated record. Lineage: Eukaryota; Apicomplexa; Aconoidasida; Haemosporida; Plasmodiidae.